AUGCAUCUGAAAGCUGAGAAAUUAAGCUUCAAUGUAUGGUUUCAAAAUAGAAGAGCUAAAUGGCGGAGGCAAGAAAAAAUGGAAGCUGCGAGGCUUGGUAUAACGGAUUAUCACCAUCCAUCUAACAUGAGAAAUGUUGGAGGUUCAGCGUUAGGCUUACCUGGAGACCCAUGGCUCACAUCUCCAGGACUACUGACACUUCCUGGAUUUUUAGCAGCACCGCACACGGGUUACCCCAGUUAUUUAACGUCUCCAAGGCGGCUACCAUCUCCUCCAAACGUUUCAGCAAUUGGAAAUGGUAUUCCAGGUACGUUAAACGGGGGAAUCCCCGGAAUGAACACAGUUGGGCAUACACAAGCAUCGCCAAGUCCACCAGGCCACGAUCCAAGAACAUCUAGCAUCCAAGCUCUGAGGAUGAGGGCUAAAGAACAUGUCGAGAGUAUCACCAAGAGCUUACAAAUGGCAGGAUGA
Molecule: messenger RNA, 471 nt
Organism: Cotesia congregata
Lineage: Eukaryota; Metazoa; Arthropoda; Insecta; Hymenoptera; Braconidae
Source: the annotation of a GenBank genome assembly